Messenger RNA from Dromiciops gliroides (monito del monte), 2319 nucleotides. RefSeq names its product leucine rich repeat containing 61 (gene LRRC61). Gene Ontology annotation, cellular component: cytoplasm. Gene Ontology annotation, molecular function: protein binding. The transcript has 4 exons. Gene Ontology annotation, biological process: outer dynein arm assembly. The coding region runs from base 1170 to 1958 and encodes 262 amino acids. The record is from RefSeq and is a predicted model, not a curated record. Lineage: Eukaryota; Metazoa; Chordata; Mammalia; Microbiotheria; Microbiotheriidae.
UUGGGGUGGGGGGGAGGAAAUCUCCACUUGGAUUGUAUCAUCCUGUUAAUUUUCUCGGGGGCGGAUGGGUCAUAGAAGCAUGACUUGUCUGCCUCAGUAGGCUGUCAUUCGCUUUGACAAUCCGGCCCGCAUCUCUGGCUGCUGACCGGCUCUCCCUCAGUAACAGCCUAAUGAGCCGGUCCAGUUCUGCGGCUCCCUCCAAGCCUCACCAUUGGGUAGUCAGGGAGGCUGCUUCCCCGGAGCGCUUCGGCCUAGGGAAAGUGGGGCGUGAGCUGCUCCCUGGGUCGGGUCGGGCCAGCCUCUGUGGGAGGAUCGAAUUGGAUGCGGUUCGUUAAUAUCGCGACAGCGGCUUUCUCCCGGGCGCGGUUAUAUGAAAGAUGUCCUAUUAAGCUGUUAGUACUGGAAAGACAAAGUGGAUGAAGAAUGAAUUUUGCAGAAAAUCAGACAGCUUCUCUGACCCACCUCUAGAAGUGACUCAGAAUCAAAGGAAAUCUACUUGUUCCAGUUUACACCUUCUAGUUCUUUGGCAUCUGAGUGAUUUUUGUGAUGAGGUCGUCUGCUGGCUUUCACCAUAUCCCCCUUUUGUCUGCUACAAUUCUGGCUCCAUUCUGCCUUGAGGAGGACUCUUGAAAGAUUACCCACCUUUGAUCACCUGAUCACCAUUUAGGCCCAAGAUCAGUUGUAAAAGUAGUUGCAGGAAGCACCAUGGAAGAAGAAUGAUGUUGAAUAGAAGGAUAGUUCAUUUCCAAGAGCUCCUGUUAGACCAAAAGAAGAAGAAGAAGAAGAAGAACCCAUAAAAACCACCUGGAUGAGGAUAAGGCCAGGGGAAGCUCUGGGGUUGAGGAGUCACUUCUUUUUGCUCUGAACCACUUUGUUUUGUGCAGAAGAGAAUAGUAAAUGGUAUGACUCAGGCUUUUGAUGUGGGAAAGUUUGGGUUCCUCAUCUUUGGACCCGGCAUAUCUGCGGGUUUCCUGGACCCUGAAACAGACCACCUGGGACUUGGCCUACAUCAAGUUGAUUAUUGAUGCAAGGGAUAGUGUACAUCAGGAGUGAAUAUCUGAGCCGGCCCUUGGAUGGAGCCAGAUCUACACUGACAAACACUUUCCCCAGUUCACCCCAACUGCCCCCAGAUAACCAGAUCCCAGACCACUGAAGCCUUCUUAUGCUUCAUGGAGCCCCAUGGGGAGAGAGUUGGAGAGGGUGAUAGGGUGCGUAUCACAGCCCAGAUGCUUAAAGCCUGGUCAGGUGAAUUUUCCCUGGAGUCCAUCUUGUUGCUGAAACUUUGUGGUUUGGGGCUGGUGGACCUGGGCUGCCUUGGUGAAUGUUUGGGGCUGGAGUGGUUGGAUUUGUCUGGUAACACACUCACCCACCUAGGACCCCUGGCCUCCCUUCGGCAACUAGCUGUACUCAACGUCUCUGCCAACCGUCUGACAGGCCUAGAACCACUGGCCUCUUGUGAGAGCCUGCAGAGUCUCAAUGUAGCUGGUAACUUGCUGGCUGGGGUGGGCCAACUGCAAUGCCUGGCAGGACUUCAGCGGCUGGAACAUCUGAGGCUUCAGGACCCCUUGGCACGGCUUAGCAACCCACUCUGCAAUAGCCCUUCCUACAGGGCUGCAGUUGGGGAGCUGUUGCCUGGCCUAAAGGUCAUUGAUGGGGAGCGAGUGUCAGGUCAGGGCAGUGAAUUCUACCAGCUGUGCCGGGACCUUGACAAAUCCUUGCACCGGAGCCCAGGGCCUGUCUCUGGACUUACCCCCUGUGAGGCCAAGCCUUGGGUGGAGCCCAGCUACUGGAAGCCCCCACAGGGCCAGGCCAGCUCCAUCCUGGAAGAUGCAUGCCGUCAGUUCCAGGACACAGUACAAGAAUGCCAGGAGCUGAGCCAGAAGGCCGAUGAUACCCUAGCCCAGGCAGAAGAGGCCCUUAGACCUGCCAGUGGGGACACCACUUCUUUUGUCUUCUAAGCCUAGCCAAUGCCCAAUGUUGGGAGGGGAGUGGCUGGAGAAGGGAAACUCCCAGGUACCCUAGGCUUUGAAGAACUCUCUGUAUACUAUCACAAACCUCAUUACCAGCCUCAGAGAUUGUAUCCAAUUAGUUUUGUCCCCUUUACUUAUGUUUCCUAUAUACUCAAGGAAAAUUAAAUCUAGAUCCUCGAUCUUGUGGAAAUAUUAUGUUUGAACCUGUCUUCUUUCUCUCUGUCUAUAUUUGCUCAUAGAGAAACCAAUUAUUGCAGGCCUCUUCCUAAGGAUCCUGUGCCUCCCCUCCCCACUAUCACAAGACUGAUCUUAAGAGAACGAGUGCUUGUACCUAAGUUAAUUCUCUGGC